Molecule: messenger RNA, 3188 nt
Organism: Myripristis murdjan (pinecone soldierfish)
Lineage: Eukaryota; Metazoa; Chordata; Actinopteri; Holocentriformes; Holocentridae
Gene: gng12a
Product: guanine nucleotide binding protein (G protein), gamma 12a
Exons: 3
Coding region: 389-607 (72 amino acids)
Biological process (GO): G protein-coupled receptor signaling pathway
Cellular component (GO): heterotrimeric G-protein complex
Molecular function (GO): G-protein beta-subunit binding
Source: RefSeq, a predicted model, not a curated record
CCGCCAGUGCUCCCGUCGGUCCGCGUCUCUCUCCUCCCGACAAAGUUCGGCUGUUCUCGUCACGAAGCGUUCAAGUGGAGGAGAAGGGAAAGGAGAGAGACAGAGAGAGGAGAGACUUGUCAUACUGGGAAGGAGGCUAAAAGUAAACGACAGUUAAAGAUUAACGGCAACCGGCAGCGGAAAGUGAACGAAUCGGCGGUUUUGCGGUCGGCCGUUUGUUUUCCUUCUUUAGUGUAAACACAUUAGUGUAGUUGUGACAUUGCGCGGUGAGCGAGAGAGGGAAAGGUCUCCUCCCAGUUUGUUGACGGAUACAGUUUGGCUCCACUGGAAGGAGACACGGCCAGACCUGACUGUACAUUAACCCGGCCAGAGCGUUGCAUUGCCCAGGAUGUCUUCGAAGACUCCCAGCUCCAACAACAUUGCCCAUGCCAGGAGGACGGUGCAGCAGCUCAGGAUAGAAGCGGGCAUUGAAAGGAUAAAGGUAUCGAAGGCCUCUGCAGACCUCAUGAACUACUGCAGUGAACAUGGCAGAAACGAUCCUCUCCUCGUGGGCAUCCCCGCCUCAGAAAACCCCUUCAAGGACAAAAAACCCUGCACUAUAUUGUAGUGGAUGCCAUGUGUAGCCUUUAUGUGUUUAUUUUUGCUUAUUAAUGUUGCUGUAUUCUUUUUGUUGGGAUGAGUGAUAGGUGGACUGUGAUCUGUAUCAUUACCGUAUGUUCUGUAACAAUUCACCAAUUCAACCACUAUGUUCUCAAAAACAGCAAUCCAGAAUCAGUGAAGUAGUGUGCCAUGGCUGCCCCUUUACCUUGUUUUAACUCAAACUACUGUCCUCGCGGUGCCACUGUGCAGUUUGAGUUCUGACCACUAACAAGACUUUGGUUGUAUGAGUUAUAAUGGUUUGGCAUUAAAAAGUGCAUGUGUUGCUCAAAUAAUAACCAUGUUAGUCAUGUUAGUUAUCUGAAUAUUUAAAACAGCCCUGGCACUGCCUGUGGUCAUUCAGUCCUUUCUCUGUAUGCAGUUUUAUCUUCAUUGGGCAGUGACUGUUAACAUCUGUCUGGUUCAACUCAGUGGAUUCAUACAGCCAAAGUUUCCUUCCAGCCCUUGAGCAGCGUAUCUGUUUAAAGUUGGCUAAUGCUGUCUCUUCUCAUAGGGAUUUUUAGAGUCCAUUUCCACCAGGGUAUUACAGUUCAGGAUCAAGGUUUUAUGUUGAGCAUUCAAAAUGUUUUUGCGAUGAGCGUUUGAUGGGGCCAGUCAUGUACCACUUCUGUUGCUAAAUUAGGUUACAAUAACUAAAAUUAUUCAUCAACCCACUAUGAUUGUAGGAUAAUUUUGGCCAGUGAGGAAAGGGACAUCGAUUGUCCAUUGCAUUAUCCAUAAUCUGUUGUUUUCCUGUUUGGGAUUUGCAGUAUGAUUACAACAGGGCAGUAUUGUCUUAAGCUAAAUUAUCAAGCCAUCACAAAGAGAUAAGUUUGUAUUCAUUUGUAUUCUAAGAUCACCUUCUCUCAAUUUAAAGCCAGUGGGAUAAAGUGGAUAUCAGUGCUGUGAUGUUUUUAGAAACUCUUGUCUUUUAAGAGAGACUGUCUUUUAAGAUAGAGUAUUUGAAGGGUUUAUGUGAAAGAUGCAUUUUUGAAAGUGUGGAUAAACCAAGCUAAAAUGAAAAUGCUUUACCACGUCAUAUUGGGUACUAACCACAGUUCUCUUGAAAUUACUCAAACAACAGAUGAACAGUGCAGGGCAUAAGCCUUAUUUUCAUUGUAAUUGACAGCUGACAUUGGGUACAGGGCAACACUGUGUGUACGCAGAAAAGGUUUUAAAACCUUGGGACCAAGCCAAACCAUUGAUAAUGCAUUUCAAAAUGUCAAAAUGUGGGUCUGAAGGAGGAAAAAAAAACAUUUUUUCCUUUUUCUUUGUUUUGUCUUUCUUUUUUCCUAUAAAGUUGAAUUUUCCGAGGUACGUUUUUGCAGGACACUGAUGACCCAGCUGUUGGAGCAAGCAUUCCGCAACACUGUGAGCCUUGUCAACUUCUUACUCAUCACUUAAGUGUCUUCGUCUAGUGAAUGUGCACAUCAUUGUCUUAAAAAGUUUUUUGGCACAAGUAUUGUAGGUGCAGGUGCAGUAGAUAGUGUGCAUCAAUAACAAUACCAAUACCACUUUCCCAAAACUGCUCUCAAAAAUUCCUUUUUAAAAGUCUAACCUUUGUGUUGGUGGGAGGUUUUAACCUUCAAUUAAACAUGUCCUGGGAGGCUUAUCUUACAUGGUCAAUUUGUGUGAUAACAGAAACAGAAUAGAUAUUAUAAAUUAAAAUGUUCUCACUCAAAAGCCUUACUUAUGUUUGCCUUGUAUUAUGAAGAACACUCUCUCUCUGAGUAUUUUCUUUAAAAAAAAAAAAAGUUUUUAUUUCUGUGUUAUGAAAGUGAGUUGUAACUCUGUUGUGCCAUCAUUUUGUCUACAUGUCGUCACUAGCAAAUGAUGUUUAAUCGUAUUUGACUACCUGGUGCUCCAAUUUUCAGCGGUUUUGGUAUUGUUGCCUUCUCCAAAGGGUACUUUCAGGUCUUCAAAUCAGCAAGAUCUAGUGUUAUUAUCUAAUUGUAUUUUUUUAUGAUUGUCUCUAACAGUCAACUCUUAUCACUUGCAAUACAGAUGAUACUUAAUCGUUCCUUUGUGCCACUUAAAAGUAGAUUUAUAGAUCACUGUUGUCAUGUCAUCAUUUGUGUCCAUACAGAAACUCAGCAAUGGCCUUACUGCACCACAGAUUAAUAAUUAAACUGUCAAAAGUUACAGUUUUAGAAUUUCUUUACCAACCUUUGUAUGAAGACAUGACUAUGAUUUAAAAAAAAAAGAAAGAAAAAGUAAAGCAUUCCUACAAUAUUGUACUAAUGUCUAAAUAAAAAGCAGUUAUAUUAACCUGGUGUAUUGCAGACAUCUGUUAAUGUGGUUUUACUUUAACGUUAAACUUACAAUAACAAGCUGGAUUUACAUGUGACACAGAGUCAACAUUUUUAUCCCAGUCUAAUAUAAGAAAAAAAAUCCUGGUGAUCUUGCCAUGUUCAGGCAGCAGUGAAACGACUCGUGCCACAGACAUAAGAAUCUGAUUUGAACUUGUGCUGUAAAUCCAGCUGGUGACCCUUUGCCUCUCUACUGUCGCACAGUCUUUCCUACUGUUGUUAAUAAAUGAGUUUAUUACGGCA